AUGGCAUCUUCUUCUUCAACUGGAAACGGAAACAGUUAUCCGAAACGAUCUCGUCGUAGCGAGCCGAGUAUAAUCCAAAUAAAAGAAGAAACCAUCGAAUUGGAUAGUAAUAGUAGUCCAUUUCAAUCUCCUUAUGAACAAUUACUUCAGCAAGAAACUGUUCCUGUACCUGUGGUUGUUCCGCCAAAGAAACCAAAAGAACAAAAAUGUCGUUGGGAUCGUUGUACGCAUAUAGGUGAUAUUAAUGGAUCUUUAUUCGAACAUCUUCUUGAACAUGUGAACGCUCAAAAGAAUAGUAAAAAAGAACAAAUGUGUCUUUGGGUCGGAUGUCGAGUGUAUAAAGUCGCAUCACGCAGUGUAAAUUAUCUGGAAAAACAUAUUCAUAAACAUACCAACGAGAAGCCAUUCCGCUGUAUGUUCGAUAAUUGUACGGAGCAAUUCACCACACAAUUCGCACUUGAACGACAUGUUCAAACGCAUUUGAGACAACAAGAUGCAUCGAUGCUUUUCGAUACAAGUGGAGACACAUCAAUGGUAGGUACAGGGGAGUACGAUGUAUCGAAUGGAGAUGAGAAUCACCGAACUUACCUUCGUACUGGAAGUGCCAAUGGAUCGCAUCAAAACUUACUUCUUCAGCAAAUUCAACAUCAAUCAAAUGAGAAGAAAACAAAUCGAAAACGUCGAGCUAAAAUCAACGGAGUACCGGUUGCUUAUGCGGUGAAUCGCGAUUGUUUUACGGAGAGUGAAGUCUUUCAUUUAACUCGCCUGUUUGAUGCCUGUCCAUAUUUUUCGACAGAUAAAUCCGGUACAGUAGUUGUUCUACAACCCAAGGUUACUAUGAAACGACAUAUUGGUGAUCGAACCGAACAAUUCGUCGAAUGGACACCUGAAGACAUUUGCCCAGGCGAAUGGAUCAAAAGUUCGGACGUUUAUUUAAAGCCUAAACAUAUUCCAAUUAGUGAACUAACUGCUAAUCAAUUGAAUCGCUUGUUACCACCAAUCUACUCAUAUCGUCCGCGGAAACAAAAACAGCGGAAACGUUCCAUAAUCUCAGCAUUACAAAGCAAAUAA
Messenger RNA from Adineta ricciae, 1071 nucleotides. The record is from the annotation of a GenBank genome assembly. NCBI's taxonomy places the organism in Eukaryota, Metazoa, Rotifera, Eurotatoria, Adinetida, Adinetidae.